AGCUCUGCCUCUGCAGCCCAGACCGACGUCGAGGAGCAGAGAGGAUGAUGGGGGAACCCGUGUGUGCCGUAGCGGACUGCAACACCAGUCGUAAAGCUAACUAUGAUGUUAGCUUUCAUUGUAUCCCCAAAAACUCAAGUGUUCGAAAGCAGUGGACAAAGUUUCUUGGUCACAGCAACAUAACAAGUAAAACCUUCUUCUGCAGUCAACAUUUCACAGAAGACUGUUUCACCAAUUGGCAUCAGAAAAAGAUGGGCUUCGCCACCAAAUUGAGUUUAAAGCCGGAUGCUGUUCCUUCAAUCAAGACACCAUCGAGUGGUCAGCCUGAAGCUUCACUGGUAAGUCAUUAUCUUACGUUCAGUGCUCAUGAUUGAACCGAGCCCACCUUGCUAACACUACGUUAGCUACUUCUUUAACUUUCAUUUCAUUUUUGUGUUAUAUUGCAUUCGUUUGGUUGUUCGAUUUUAUUUUGUCAUCAACGUAAUUUGUUUGGAUACAGUGUUAAUACUUGUUUAUUAGUUUUAUAUGUUAGGGCGGAGUGCAGAAGGAACAACGAAACACACAAAGAAUUAGCACUGAUAUUUAAAAACAACCCACGAUGCCCACCCGGAAAUAUUACCCUUACAGACAUAGAAAUGUAUAUAAACGCUAGAUGGUUUACGCACGCUUUAAGCCAAUGGAGACCGACGUCCGCGCAUGGCGGCCAUUUUGCUACGGGACGCUCGCCCACUCAUAACACUGCAUUCUACGGUGCAUGUAACAUUUAAAUAACCAUAGAUUACUUAAAUUCCAAUCAAUUUUCGAACGGUUUGGUUUGUAACAAAUCUCGAAGUUUUCGUUAUGUUCCUGCAUACUCAAGAAUAAUUUUACCCAUGGAUAGUCAUAUAUGAACACUUGAAAGAUGGAUAGAGCAAUAGCAAUAGCUAUAGGCCUACACACACAAGGUAGUUAUAUUCAAUCAUUUAUAUAUAAAUCAUUCAAUCAUUCCAUGUAUGUUGUAUUAGCGCUAUUUCUAUUUUAAGGAUAUAUAUAUAUAUAUAUAUAAUAACAUAUUGCAAUAACAUACAAAAAUAUAUUUUUUUAAAUAUAAGUUUCUGCCUCAUGUUUCCAUUUUAGAUGUUUUUACCAAACCAAACAGCUUGGAAAUCAUGUGCAACUUAAGUUAUGUUGAAUCAAAAGAGCAUUUCUGCCUCUCCAACUAAUGUAAAAUUGCUGGGUCAACUUUGUUAUAUAUAUUUAGUCACACUCACAGCGAGUCUUGUUAGCCAAGCUGAUAAACACAAGCACAUCCGCAAAGACUGUCACUUUGACUAAAUAAAUAAAUAAAUAAAUAAUAGCCUGUCAUAUAAGAAAUUAAAAUCUGGAUUGUGGUCUGCCUUGACAAUUCAUGCUAAGUGACUCAAAAGUUCACCCUUGCACGCAAAUAGCUGUGAAACAACUGCUUCAUGAUUAAGUCUUUUUUUUUUCUCAAGGAAAGCUGCUAUUUCAAUAUGUCCACGCAUCCCAACUCAUAUCCACGUUAUUAAGGUAUGUAAUAAUCAAAACCAUUCGUAAAUCUUUCAAGAUUUCACCGAGUUUAGAGUAUUUUUGAUCACGCAGAUUAAUCACCGCCCGUCAGCUACCAUAGCGCGUACCAGAAUGGUAUACUGGAGUAAGAUGGCCGCCGUGUAGGGACGCCGGUGACUUCGUUUUGAGUCAUCUAGCCUUUAUUAUAGAUAUCUUUGCCCAAAGACGCGUCCACCCGGAAGCUCCUCCAAAUUACUCUCCUUUCAAAGUUUUCCCUUAACCUCCUGGCUUUUCCCUGUGUUUGCAUAAUGUUACGGAAAGUUGCUCGUAAAUGUUUUUUCGGAUGCGAAGGAAGAGUACAGCUAUUUUCGAUUCCUAAAGACGCAGACACCAGAAAAAAAUGGGAAGUUUUGAUGUUUUCGGGACGAGCACCUCCGCACUCAAACAUCGCCGUGUGUGCUCGACACUUCACCGCAGACUCCUUCCGAAACAAAGGCCAGUACGAUGCUGGAUACGCCAGUCAACUAUUACUGAAAGUCGGGGCCGUCCCAUAUAGAAAUCCUCCUAAAGACGACUUAAAUGUUUUAGCUGUAAGUAUCAAAACAUCAAGUGGAAACGGACGAGGAGAGCUAGCUGAGGUGCUAACAGCUGGCCUGUAAAAGUAUUACAUUGCAAAAGCAUUACAUUCAAGCUGUUUUGCAUUUUAUUAACCUGUUAAUGUUGUUUUAACUUAGUAAAAUUUAGAGCAAAUGUUUUUGAGUCAAAUGUUUGUGCACUGCAACAGUAGUUGUUGUGUAAUGGAGUAAUCGUCAUGAUUAAUCUGUAAUUAAAUCCUGGUUCACCUCAAACUUCCUUAGAUUAAAUAGUGAUAAAACAGAAGUCCUCCUCAUUGGCGUCAAAUCCACUUUAUCCAAAGCUGACAGUCUCUCCCUUACUAUUGACUGUGCCUCAGUUUCCCCCUCCCCACAGGUCAAGAGUCUGGAUGUCAUCCUUGACAGCUCUCUCUCAUUUCAAGCCCACAUCAGUAAUUUUACCCGGUCUGCAAAUUUCCAUCUCCGCAACAUCAAUCGUAUCCGCCCCUCCCUUAUCCCUCAUACCACCUCAAUUCUCGUCCACAGACUUGUCACCUCCCGUAUUGAUGAUUGUAACUCCCUUCUCUUUGGCCCUCCUCACAAAUGUCUCUGUAAACUUCAACUCCCUCAUGUCACCACAUCACCCCCAUCCUUCAGCAGCUCCACUGGCUCCCAGAAUCCAAUUCAAAAUCCAUGUGUAUACAUUCAAGGCCAUCCACAAUCUUGCCCCUUCUUACAUCUCUGAUCUCCUUCAUGUAGAGCCACUUCUUCCUGCUCCUUCAGAUCUUCCUCCUCCAUCCACCUCACCGUGCCCCCUACCCGCUUCAGCCGCUCUGCUCCCCAUCUCUGGAUCUCAGUCCUACCUGACAUCCGUAAUAUCGACUCUCUCCCUCUCUUCAAAUCCAGACUCAAAACCCACCUGUUCAGUUUAGCACACUCCUUAUAAUUUACCUUGUCAUGUUUUUGUUUGUUUUAUUUAUACACACAUAUCUAUAUACCCCCCCCCCCCCCAUUUUGUUUUGUUUUCUCUGUUGUUUUUACUCUGUAAAGUGUCCUUCAGUGUCCAGAAAGGUGCUUUUAAAUAAAAUGUCUUAUUAUUAUUAGUCUCAUUUAAUUUCUGUGAAGACAUAACUCAUCCAUGAACCAUAUGAGAGUCUCCUUUUUUUGUCUCAUCAGAGUUCAUUACAGCCGGCCUUUCCAGCCAAAGUCAAUGUUGCGACGCAGACUACAGUCAUGAGGGUAUCUAUAGGCACGCAGUCUGGCUACUCUUGUUUUCAAAGGAAUGCUUGCACACAGUGGUCCUACAAAAUGCUGCAAAAGCAAGUGAAAACUAUAGGUAUGUAUGUAAUAUUGCAGUGGUAAUAUUGAGAUAAACACAUUGGUUGCAUCAAUACAAAGUAAAAGCUGUUACUUCUUUGUGAUUAAUCAGGAACCCAGACCAAAGGUGUCUCUGUCAGUGCUGGCACACAGGUGAACCCCUCAGUUGAGGCCCGUGAGACUGUCCUCGGUGUCAGACCUGCAAAGAGACGCCAUCUGGACCGGGAGGAGGAAGAGAUAAAGGAGGAGGAAAGCGCGACUGACAUCCAGCAGGCACGAAACUCUAUGUAUCUGCAGGACCUACCAAGGAAUGGUAAAUUGACAUCAAUUCAGAAAGUUGGUCACCCUUUCAUAGAAGCCAACUGAGCACGUGGAAAUGUAUGUUUUAUGGCAAGCUGGUAAUUUUAGUUGUGAUUUCUCUUAGAGUAGCAUUAGAUUUUGAUUGCUUUUGACACAAAGGCCGAUUAGAAGAACUUUUGGAUCUGUGGGAGAUUCAAUCUAAAUUGAGCUGUGCUCACCGUACACUACCAGAAAUACCCAAACUUCAAAUAUAUGUACAUAUUCUGUUUUGUUGCAUGUCAUAACUUUAUCUUUAGAUUCUUAAAACACUCUCGACCCAAAUGUUGGCAGGUAUGACUUAGAAUAUUGAUAUCAAGUGUCACUAUUUCAAUACUGGUUAAGCACUAACUCACAACUUCCUUUGAUUUGUCUUUGUGUACUCAAGUGAGUCCAGCAGAUGUCCAGCAGAUGAUGAAUGAUGAAGAGAAACUUUCUCUGGAGCAGCAGGAGACGGGCCCCACUCUGAACCAGACGGACUCUGAGCCCCCACAAAUUAAAGAGGAACAGGAAAGUGUGUUGUGCAGUCAUCAGGGAGAGCAGCUUCAAGGUGUGGAGGAGGCUGAUACAACCAAGGUCUUUUCCAUUGAUGUUGUUGUGAAAAGUGAAGAGGAAGAGGAAUUACAGUCGUCACAGUUUAAUCAAAGACCAGCUGGACUGAUGGAAACAGACACUGAUGAAGAUGCCUGUGGAGAACCAGCUCGGGACCCAUAUCCAGAGAGAAUUUUAGAACAACACAUGCGGGUCAAGACUGAGGACACUUCAGAGACUGAUGACAGUGAUGACUGGAGGGUGGCCAAAGAGCAUCAUUCAGGUUGUUCAGAGGGUGGUAAAACAUUCAGGAAAAAACGCAAUGUUAAGAGACACACAAGAAUUCACCAAGGAGAAAAACUCUACAGAUGCCACAACUGUCAAGAUGAUGACUUGAGAAGACACCAGUGUGUAAAAGAUCACGGUUCAGAGCAUGCGAAAAAUGAGGCAGCUAACGAGAAUGACUGUGUAGGUCCAGAAACAUCCAGGGGCUCCAGUCAAGAGAGACUUGUACAACCAGACACUGAGGACAAGACAGAUGACAGUGACGGAUGGGAGAAGACAACUGAACAUCAGUCAAGCUUAAACUCUGAGAAAAAAAGUGAUAAUGGGACUCCAAAGAAAUCACAUAGCUGUUCUUUCUGUGGUAAGAUACUAACAAAGAAAUGGCAUCUUACCCAACACAUGAGAACGCACACCGGAGAGAAACCCUUUGGCUGCUCUGUGUGUGGGAAGAGAUUUUACCAACAGGGGCAUUUGAUCUCACACAUGUUGAUCCAUUCAGGUGACAAACCAUUUGGCUGCUCUGAAUGUGGUAAAAGAUUCACGCAAAAGUAUUAUCUGACACUUCACAUGGCACAUCACAGGGGGGAAAAACUCCUCAGCUGCAGUACUUGUGACCAACGAUUCUCCUGGUAUUCACAGUUAAAAAAUCACAAGUGUGCAGGAGGUCAGGCUUCAGAGUUUUAUCAAAAUCAAACUGAUGAGACGGGAAUGGAGCAUGAUGGGGAGGAUCCAGACAAACAUCUACCGCCAGAGACAAAGGACUCUUCUGAACUUGAGACUGAUGAUGAGGUUUGACCAUAAAACUUCAGUCAGGUUUGAACUCUUUGAAAAAUGAGAAAGUCUCUCAUGAUGCAGAAACAGUUGACUCUGAUUCGAAAUAAAUUUACCACUAUGAGUUUCACAAAUUUCUUACAACAACCACUCUCUCAAGAUGCACAGAAUCACAAUCUUAGAAAUACAUUUUCUUGGUAUUGGUAUUUCAGAACCAGUUUAUAGAACGAGACUAAAUAAGAGACUAAAAAACACAGUAAAACCUCAAGGUGUCAAAUGUUUAUUCCACUUGACAGCUGUCCACUUCACUUUCACUUGCCAGGGAUGUAGGAACUUUAAAGGCCCCUGGAGGCAGUGGGGGCCCAAGAACCCUUUGACUCCUUUUAACACUGAAUUUGAGCUCAUUCUGAUGAUGUGAUUACUUUGCUUCUCUUGUGAAACACCAUAAGAAAUUAAAAUAAUAAACAAAGAGAGACAGGAAGAUUUGGCAAAAUGGCUAUUUACUAAAUUACUUUAAUUCAAAACAAAGAUAAACUCAGGGUAACCCUCCUCCUGUGUUAGGGUCUGCACCGACCUGUUUUUGAUUUUAAAUGCUUAAAACAACAACUUACAUUAGCUUUUUUGCAUCAAGACUCUUUGACUUUGUCAGGAACCUCUAUUUCAACAAAAUAAAAGUAAAACAAUUUAAUUGACGGAAUUAUAAAAUACACUUGUUGUGUAAGGGCCGCUGUUGACCCGGUUAGAUCAAUAUCUAAUAAUUAGAGCAAAAGCUGAAAUCAUAAGUGCAUUAUAAGGCAACACACUGACAGUCAGAUCCUUUUCCAAUCAUGUGAGAUUUAGGAAAUUCUCAUUUUGCCAUGUUUUUCCCUGCACAAAAAACAAUGUCGGGCAUGUCCAGACAUGUGAGAUCAGGGGUAUACUGACAAAAAAAGGCCCAGAGGCCAAAACCAAAAACUAUUAUAAGCAGUAUUUUCAUGGAUAAUGAGCCUAACAAGGUGACCUAGAGAUGAGAACCAAAUUGGAUGAUAGAGAAAUGUUUUUAGUGUAAUUUACAGCAGAUUUAAGACACAGGUCAAAACCAACCCUUAACAUGGUCGGUGCAUAGUGAAAGCUUACACAGGAGGAAGGGUAAACAGCAUUCAGUUUCAGUGUGUGGGAUCUUAUUGUAUAAACUAGAAUUCCUGGCAUCAUUCCUGUGUGCUAAAAAGUAAAACAGACUAAUUUUUUUGUUUAACGGUGUGAAGCUUGUAUUUUUUUGUCAUAAGUUUUCUGCUGCAUGUUUCUGCUUGAUUUAAUUGACUUUCAGUUUUUGCACUUUUGUUUCACCUGUUAUCAAGAAUUCUGUGUUUUUCUGUGUAUUAAAUGUGUUUUUGAAAAAA
Messenger RNA from Xyrichtys novacula (pearly razorfish), 6697 nucleotides. The record is from the annotation of a GenBank genome assembly. NCBI's taxonomy places the organism in Eukaryota, Metazoa, Chordata, Actinopteri, Labriformes, Labridae.